AUGGGAACUUUGUUAGAGUACCUUACAAGAUCCAGUGAAGGUACUACGCACCUUAAGAAGGUGCAGUUGGAGGCAGUGUCAUCCAGUGUCAUGGCAUCACCUGGAGAUAUUACUGAACUUGAUUCUCAGAUUGAAUUAAUUAAGGUUAGAUUUUCGACCUCUAAUGGUUUGGAAAUCCAUAAAAUGCUGUCAGAAAUGUUAUCUACAACAAAGGAUACUUCAACUUUCCAGGCUUCAGUGGACCACCUUCAAGCAAUGCUGGAUGGACAACGGGAGAAGGUAGAAACUCUUACUUCUGAUUUGGCUUUGAAGACCCGAUUGAAUGAAGAACUUCACAACGAACUAUCAGUAUCCUUAGAGCGUGCCAACAAGCUUGACUAUCAAGUACAGCAGCUAACACAAUCUCUUCAAGAACUAACUACCUCCAAAGAGGAAACAAACCACAGAUUAGAAAAGGAAACUGCACUGGUAAAGAAAUUGCAGGAAGCAAAUGAUUGCAUCUCACAACAAACAUGUGAAUAUACCACCAAGAUUUCAUCACUGAGCAGUGAGCUUCAGGCACAGCAAGAUGUACUGUGCCAACUUCGUGAAAGUGUGGAAACAAAAGAAUCUGAACUGCAGAUUUACAAGGAGUGUUUAAAACAGAUUCAACUAACCUCGAGUGAUGAUCAUGCAGCACCUAAUGAGGAGAAGCUGUCAGCACUCUUUGAUGUCGUAAGAGUCAAAGCUGAGCUCCAGAGGGUAAAAAGUGAGCACAAUAAUCUGAAAGAACAGCUUCAGGAUAGUGAAAUGGCACAGAAAAACUUAGAGGAUGCACUGUCCUCCACACGUUUAGAAGUGUCAGAACUGCGGACUCAUCAUGAUUUAGCUGUCCAAGAGAAACAAGAGGCAAUGAGUAAAUUAGCAGUUUUGUCACAGUACUUUGAAGAAAAAGAAGCACAACUUACCAAGGAACUGGAGUCACAAGAAGGCUUAAGAUUAAAUGCUGAAGGCUCAGUUGCAACAGUAUCUAAGAAGAUACAAAAUUGUGGGCUGGAGUUGGCAACUUAUAAAGCUCAAGUGGAAAGCCCACGUAAAGAAAAGAAGACAGGGAGAAUUCAACAAGGGACGAUACCAGCCAUGAAAAAAGGCUCAGAAAAUUGGGGGGAAGGAAAAAACAUUAAACAUGAUCAUGCAAGCAAGCAAGAAGUUUACCACCUUCAUAUCAACACAGAUAGCAAAGCUUAUUUGCAAGCACGAGCUGCUGAACGCAAACUUGAAGAGCAGAGACAAGAGAAUAGUCAGCUUCGUAAUCGCCUCACUCUGCUGCAGAAGGAGAAAGAGGAGGCACAGCAAUUACAAGUCAAUAUAAUCAAACCAACACUUCACAUGCCUCACAUGUUACCUUUACCAUGCUUCACAUGUCUUCAACAUGCUUCACAAUGCUUCAAUGCCUUCAAUGCCUCACAUGUUCACAUGCUCACAUGCCUCACAUGUCUUCACAUGCUUCACAUGUUCACUGCUUCACAUGCUUCCACACUGCCUCACAAACUGUCACACUUCAUGUGUUCACAUGCUCACAUGUUCACAUGCUUCACAUGCCAUACCGCUGACUGCUCACAUGCUCACAUGCCUCACAUGUUCAAUGCUCACAUGCUCACAUGCUUCACAUGCUUCACAGCUCACUGA
Messenger RNA from Cherax quadricarinatus, 1668 nucleotides. The record is from RefSeq and is a predicted model, not a curated record. Lineage: Eukaryota; Metazoa; Arthropoda; Malacostraca; Decapoda; Parastacidae.